AAAUACCUAUUCUUAUUUCUUACUACGCGCCACAUCAGAUUCGAAAGCUAGCUUGGUCCAUUAAAGCACUUACGAAUUCGACCCAGUCAUCCCUCUUUGCGCACUUCAACGUCGUCGUUUAACAUCCAUCAAAAGACGUGCAAUAACGCCUUCGAAUCCGAUCCAUUCUCUGAAUCCAUUUCUUCAAUAUUCAAUCAAUUUUGCAUUUGUAUGUUAAUCCUUCAUCAAUCGCUGAUCAUACUCACGUUUUCUUCCUAUCUCCAUGUCUUUUCGACAUCUACGCAAUUCUAGGGUUUCUCGCCUCUUCUUAAUCUCCUUCAUAUUCUUCUUCACCUAUUUUCCAGGUUUGGUGUUUUCCGCGGUGGUGACGCUAAGUUCCAUUGAGAUAUUCACAACGCACGAGUGGUUAAGAGCCACUCCAACUGUUUAUUUUCGAUGCAGCGGGGAUAACAAGACCCUUUUACCUGAUGUUAAGAAAAAACAUGUUCUUUAUGUUUUUAAGGGAGAAGAGUCUUGGCAGCCUUUGACUGAAUUUAUAGGUAGAAAGUGCAAGCGAUGUGGAUUCUAUGAGGAAGACAGCAUUCUUUCUGAUGAUAUAUUUGACGAGUGGGAGCUGUGUCCUUCUGAUUUUACUGCCCCCGAUGGCAACUAUGUCCACUUCAAGGAAAAAGAAUUUAAUGCUACUUUGUUGUGCCCUGAAUGCUUACCUUUUACUAAUGUGACUAUAUCUGCACCUGAGGACAAUCAUAAAGAAAAGGGAAUGCAUACAGGAGUUAUCAUUUUGCUUACCAUUUUGGUCUCAACUGUAGUAGUUGUGGGAGCCGUGGGUGGAUAUAAGUACUGGCAAAAGAGGAAAAGAGAGCAGGAUCAGGCUCGAUUUUUGAAGUUGUUUGAAGAAGGAGAUGACCUUGAGGAUGAGCUCGGCCUUGGCACAAUGAUAUGAUGAUAGGUGUACAAAUUCCCUCCUGUACAGUAGGCUUACCUCACACAAUUUUGUUUAUGAAAAUAUAUUCUGGUUUGUUGUGCAACUUUCACUAGAGGAGAUAGUUGUUAAUGUGGACAGCAAUAAUGUUACUGUUUAUAUUCACCUGUACAGACUACACAUUUUAUAUGGAUAUUUGAUACUUAUUCCGACAGAAUUGCCCUAACAA
Messenger RNA from Cicer arietinum (chickpea), 1151 nucleotides. RefSeq lists its product as uncharacterized. Lineage: Eukaryota; Viridiplantae; Streptophyta; Magnoliopsida; Fabales; Fabaceae. The record is from RefSeq and is a predicted model, not a curated record.